AUGCAUAUUCUAGUUAUUACUUUCCUACUGAUUUUCAUCACUAGCAGUGAUUGUAAAAUAAUCCGUCAAGUUAUUGCAUUUGGUGAUUCUUUCUUCGAUACUGGCAAUGUUUUUAACUACAUUUUCAAUCGAACAAAUCCACCAUCACCUCCAUAUUUUAAGGGUACAUAUUCGAAUGGACCAAACUCUAUCACACGAGUUGUCACGAAAAUCAAAUAUCGAGAAGAACAUGUUGAAUUUAAAAAUUAUGCUUAUGGUGGUGCAACAACUGAUAAUCAAUUGAUACAAGGUUUUUCAAGCUAUAAAGACAUAACGCUAAAAGUUCCGGGUGCCUUACAGCAAAUAGAACUCUUUCAUCAAAAUAAAACUGGCAAACAAAUACCACAAAAACAAAGAUUAUAUUUCUUAUCAGCUGGUGGAAAUAAUUUCUUUUAUAAUAAUUCAAUCUCAUAUCAAGCUAUUACAGAAAGUUUGUUGAAAUGUGUUCAACUGCUUUUAUCUUAUGGUGCUCGACAUAUUUUUGUUUUGAAUUUUCCACCAUAUCAAGAUUCACCUAUUAUAACACGAAGUGGCAAUUUAUCAAUUCAACACUAUGUUGAAAAUUUUAUUAUUAAAGGUAAGCUUUAA
Molecule: messenger RNA, 627 nt
Organism: Didymodactylos carnosus
Lineage: Eukaryota; Metazoa; Rotifera; Eurotatoria; Philodinida; Philodinidae
Source: the annotation of a GenBank genome assembly